AUCUAGUGACAACGCUCCUGUGUAUGUGUGUAGCCAUAACAGAUUUUUAUGUGUCGCGAUUUUGAGGUUUUCCGUUGAAUGAUGAGCGAUUAUUCGGCUGUAGCACCACCGCCGCAACAGAAUUUCAAUCAAUCGACCGCAUUCGCCGCCGCCCUGCAACGUGCAAAGCAGAUAGCCGCUAAAAUCAACCCGUCCGCGGGGGGUGAUGGCCGGCAGAAAAGACCAUUAGAAGAUAUUGCAGAACCUGAUCCUAAAAAGGUGGCAGGUCCAGGGUUAGGUGUUCAAGGUGGUAAUAAUGGUCCUGGUGGUCGUCCAAAUCAAGGAGGUCCAAUGAAUGCUUCGGGAGGAUCAAGCGGUGGUAUGGGAGGUCCACCACCUAUGGGAGGUGGAGGUCCCCCAAAAAAUGAAGACAUUAAAGUACCUGAUAAAAUGGUGGGAUUAAUUAUUGGUCGUGGAGGGGAACAAAUUACAAGGUUACAGGCAGAGUCUGGAUGUAAAAUCCAGAUGGCUCCUGAUUCCCAGGGGAUGCCUGAAAGGAUUUGUUCUUUAUCAGGCACCUGGGACGCCAUCGUCCGAGCUAAAGAGCUCAUUAUGAACAUUGUUCAACAACGCGGUCGCUCUGAAGGUUUGGGCGGUCUUGAUUUGGGUUCAGGUCUUGGUCAUAAUAACUUCCAAGGUAAUAUGAAUAAUCAACAAAUGGGUGGUGGAGGAGGUGGAGGCGGUGGAAGAAACUUUGUGGAAAUAAUGGUACCUGGACCUAAAGUGGGAUUAAUCAUUGGAAAAGGUGGUGAAACUAUCAAACAACUCCAAGAGAAAAGCGGCGCGAAAAUGGUUGUUAUACAAGAUGGUCCAAAUCAAGAACAAGAAAAACCUUUAAGAAUCAGUGGCGAUCCCGCAAAAGUUGAAUAUGCGAAACAAUUAGUUUAUGAUUUAAUAGCAGAAAAAGAGAUGCAAGCUUACAAUAGACGGGGUGGUGGUGGUGGUGGUGGCGGGGGUAAUGGUGGAAUGAAUAGAGGGGGUGGUAUGGAAGAUAGACAAUAUGAUCAAUAUGGAGGAAAUAGUGAAGCAGAGGUUUUGGUACCUAGAGCAGCUGUGGGUGUUGUUAUUGGAAAAGGAGGUGAUAUGAUUAAAAAAAUUCAACAAGAAACUGGAGCCAAGGUACAAUUUCAACAAGCACGAGAAGAAGGACCAGGCGAAAGAAGGUGUUAUUUAUCUGGAAAACCACAACAAGUAGAUCAAGCUAGACAAAGAAUAGAAGAAUUAAUCGAUAGUGUUCAUAGGAGAGAUACUGAUGGUAAUGGCGGUGGAGGUGGAAGAGGAUCAGGGUCAGGUAGAGGAGGUCGCGAACGUUAUGAUAAUAGACAAAAUAAUCGAAAUAAUAAUCAAGAUUAUGGUGGUGGUAAUGGUUGGGAUGAUAGAAGACAACAACAGCCAGCACAAGAGGUCACAUUUACAGUUCCCAGUUCGAAAUGUGGCGUUAUAAUUGGUAGAGGGGGAGAAACAAUUAAGCACAUAAAUCAACAAUCUGGAGCUCAUUGCGAACUAGAUAGGCGAUCUCAAAACAACCAAAACUCAUCGGAAAAGACAUUUACCAUACGCGGCGAUCCUGAACAAAUCGAAACUGCCAAGCGCAUCAUUAACGAUAAAGUACAAAUGCAAAUUAAUUAUAUUACACUUGGUAUGGGUGGUUCAAAUAAUCUUCCAACAGCAUAUCCAGGGAUGGCUCCACAAGGUUACAAUCCACAAGGAUGGGGUUCUCAGGGUUAUCAACAACAGUGGGGUAAUAAUCCAGCUCCACAAGGUCCAGAAGGGGGUAAUAAUCAAAAUGGCAAUACAAAUGUACCCGGUAUGGGUGGCCAAAAUUCUGGUUCCCAACCUGAUUAUUCAUUACAAUGGGCAGAGUAUUAUCGAUCUUUGGGGAUGGUUAGAGAAGCAGAAAUGAUUGAACAACAAGCAAAAAAUAAAACAAUGGGUGGUCAAAACAUGUCAAUAGCACCCACUGUAGCUCCUCAAAACGCGCCUAAUCCAAUUCAACAACAACAGCAGCAGCAACAGCAAUCACAAACCCCUGCAAAUGGAGCUCAACCUGAUUACAGCGCUCAAUGGGCGGAGUAUUAUCGAAGUAUGGGAAAAUUGAAAGAGGCUGAAGCUAUUGAAGCUCAAAUGAAAGCAAAGCAAGGUCAACCUGGUGGCCAAGCAGCACCGGUAGCUGCAGCAAUGCCUGGGCAAGGAAAUGGCGGGAACAGUGGUUACCAGCCUUAUCAAGGAGGUUAUCAAGCACCAGCUCAAAAUCAAUAUGGAGGAUUUUCGGGCUAUGGAUACAGUGGAGGUUCUCAAUCGGGUAAUCAAGACAACUAAAAAAAAAGACAGGCUCGAAUCUUCAUCAUCAUCACCACUAAUGAUUAUAUCAUCAACGGCGCUGCGACCCAGCAAGAUUCAGCUUUGUAUCGUUUACAGAUUAUGCAUAAACAUAUGUGGCAGGCUGCGUUUGUUCCCGUGGCCAGAGGCGAUCCACCCGUGUGCUAUAUUUAUUCAUUGAUUCUUCUCCGGCAAAAAUACACCGUAGAUAAUAUGGAUAGGUUAAAGUUUUUAUUAGAGAGUAAGGUUUUGUUUUAACGAUGUCUUUUCUUAUUAUUUUUUUUUAUUAAUUUUUAUUUUGGAACCGGGCGGCGUCUCCAGUAUUUUUUUUUGCUACGUUGUAUAUUUUUAAAUAGAGGCGAGCCGAGUUGAAUAAACGUCAAUAUAAUAUAUCCCAUUAAAAACCCUUGUUACACACCCUAUUAUCAAUUGUCAUUUAUACUCGUCACUCGUUUUAUUAUUAUUAAAUAAUUAUUAGCAAUAGGAAUUUCGUCUUAGCUCUGGCGUUUAAUGGAAUGACAGAUCAACGGAACACACUUCUAACUUGGUAAGGUCUUUUAUUACAUUUUGUUUUUUUUGGUACACAAACCAAAAAAAAAAUAGAAAAAAAACUGUUUACUACUAUUAUAUUAAUUUAUACAGUGUUGUACAUUUUUUCUUAUUGUCGCAUCUCUCAUGUACGAGUAUGUAAGUGUAACGACCAGGUAAAAAUUGACAGAGAUAAUGUGCUUUUUUUAUUAAAAAAAAAUAAUAAAAAUCUCUUAAAUAAUGUAUAUGAUCCACUACUACCUAUUAAAUUUAACGAUUUAGCGUUUAAAGUACUACAAUAAUUUUUUUUCCGUUAGUUUACUGUGCAGUGUAAUUUGUAUAACAGUUAAUUUGUAAUUUCAUUUGCUACUACAUGUAUUCGCAAUACGAUUAAAUUACGUUAAUGAUU
Messenger RNA from Onthophagus taurus, 3295 nucleotides. RefSeq names its product P-element somatic inhibitor (gene Psi). NCBI's taxonomy places the organism in Eukaryota, Metazoa, Arthropoda, Insecta, Coleoptera, Scarabaeidae. Gene Ontology annotation, molecular function: RNA binding. The record is from RefSeq and is a predicted model, not a curated record. Gene Ontology annotation, biological process: regulation of DNA-templated transcription.